Messenger RNA from Eruca vesicaria subsp. sativa (arugula), 3223 nucleotides. The record is from the annotation of a GenBank genome assembly. Lineage: Eukaryota; Viridiplantae; Streptophyta; Magnoliopsida; Brassicales; Brassicaceae.
ACUCAGAGACACACUAGACGACGUCGUAUAACGACGAAACGAUGACCACGCUACCAUACGCCGACGUCGAUUGCAACCUCAGAGCUUUAGCCGGCCGCGCCGAAGGCUUCGGCCGCUUCGCCGUCGGUGGCCUCCACGGAGAUCUCUACGUCGUCACAUCUCUCGCAGAUGAUGGACCUGGAUCUCUUCGAGAAGGAGGAAGGAGAAAAGAGCCGUUAUGGAUCGUGUUCGCGGUUUCCGGAACUAUAAAUCUCAAUUCGUACUUGAGCGUAUCGUCUCACAAGACGAUCGAUGGAAGAGGACAACGGAUCAAGAUCACAGGGAAAGGGAUAAGGCUUAAAGAAUGUGAACAUAUCAUAAUUUGUAAUUUGGAGUUUGAAGGUGGGAGAGGUCAUGAUGUUGAUGGGAUUCAGAUUAAGCCAAAGUCUAGACACAUUUGGAUUGAUAGGUGUAGCUUAAGGGAUUAUGAUGAUGGACUUAUUGAUAUCACUAGGCAGAGUACUGAUAUCACUGUUUCUAGAUGUUACUUUGCGCAGCAUGAUAAGACGAUGUUGAUUGGAGCAGAUCCUUCUCAUGUUGAUGAUAGGUGUAUUCGGGUGACUAUUCAUCAUUGUUUCUUUGAUGGGACUAGGCAGAGGCAGCCUCGUCUUAGGUUUGGGAAAGUUCAUUUGUAUAACAAUUAUACAAGAAACUGGGGUAUAUAUGCUGUUUGUGCUAGUGUGGAAGCUCAGGUAUUCUCUCAAUGCAAUAUAUAUGAAGCAGGACUGAAGAAGAAAACGUUUGAAUACUACCCAGAGAAGGCUGCUGACAAGGAAGAAGUAAGAGCAGGGUUGGUUCGAUCUGAGAACGACUUGUUCUUGAACGGAGCUCAAGCUACCUUGUUGACAGGGGUCGGAGGAGAAUGUGUGUUCCAUCCAAGCGAGCAUUACCCGACAUGGACCGUGGAGCCACCAUCGGAAACUCUCAAGCAAAUCAUCAAAAUCUGUACUGGUUGGCAAUCUUUAUCCUCUCCUUCAGAUCAUGGAGUUCCUAAGUAAUUGUUUCAAUCCGUUUGUUUUGUUGUGUAUCCUCUUUGCUUUUUGUUCUAGCUAUUUGAGGAGUGAACAAUGCUUUUUUUAACAGUACAUUUACACUAUGCUCUGUGUGAUUAGAAACUCAAUUAAAUAUUUCAAAUAAUGUAAACAAUGUUGUGUGUUUAUCUUCAUUUUUUAUUGUACACACAAUGAAUAACAAUAUUCAGACAGAACUGUAGCCUGAAACACAGUCAAGUGAUAUCCAGGAUGAUGAAGAAGACGAAGAUGAAGAAACAGAAGAUGAGGCAAGUAUUGGUGUUCCGUGGAACAAAUCAGAGAUGUAAUUCUCCAAAUUAUCUGGCUUGAACCUCACUAGCAUCUCGAUGUUUCUCUCUUGGCCGAGCAUUGGUAUGUACUUCCUGUAAAACUCUCUGUAAGCUGGUACAAGUUUCUUUGCUAUUGAAACCUUCAGUCCGUCCCUGAGCUUCGCAUCUUGUACAACUCGUGAUGAUUGUUUCGUAUAUGCUUCCUCAAAUGCAGUGUGAAACCUUCUGAAAUAUGUUUUGGCCUCCGCUGGUGAUAGGUCUGUGGGUUCCUCUGGUAAAGACAUGUAUACAUUGGACCAUGCUGCUAUCUCAUAGUUCGCAGUGUAAGCGUUUAGUUUAUCUUCGUGCUUAGUGAUCCAACCUUCUCCAAGGAGAUCCCUCAGGUGAGUUGAACGGACCGUAUCAAUGAUGAAGUGAAGGUUGUUUGCAAGGAAGAGGUAUGAUAGUGAAACAUCCUUGUAAUGUUCUGCUUUGGUGUCUAGCUUGCAUAGCAAGACAAGAAUGAGCCAAGCAAAGUGUACUGAGAGUGCGUGAUUGUGCUCUUCAUGUUCUAACAUUGGGGUUCUCACAUAAGCUUCAAGCAACCGUGUGUUUCUCGGGAGCGGAUGGUCUGCAAUGAUUUCAGACAAGACACGGCUGUGUUUAGAAAGAGAAGAGAUGAAACUCAUUGUUGAUCUGGUCAGCUUAUGAACCCCUCCUCCAGGUGUAAGAGCCUUGGUCGAAUCCUUCUGAAGAGUUGAUUCAAAAUCAAUGAGAGCACUGUGGAUUGAAACCUUUAGCUUUUGCAAAGAUGUGAGUGCCUGAGACUUCACACCAGCUACUGAACUGAAGUUGAAUAUUAUCUCUAUAUCCUGCGAGAGAUCAGAGAUCGAAGCCUGGAGAUCCAUAAGAGAGAAGAUCCUCUCGUGAGACUUCUUCUCCUUGGCUACAAACUCAGGGAACUUGAAAAGGUUAAUGCCUGCUUCAUAUGCAAUCUCGUAAAAGCAUGACUCUCUCGUUGAAUUUGAAGCAGAGAAGACAUGAUCACAGAGAAGUUUUUCUCCACGGAAGAGCGUGACAACACCAAUCUUUGCAGCUUUGAUCCAGUUCUUGAUCAUAUGCUCGAGCGUGACCCAGUCCGUUCUGUAAAACCUUGAGCCUCUGUAGGUUUCAAUCCCAACCUUUAAGUCAGACAUCACCACAGCUGAAGCUUUCUCAACCUGAAUGAUGGACUCACCAGCUUUCUUGAUCUCAUUGUCAUCGUCAUCAUCACCUUGCGUACUAUCUUCAAACUCAGAGUUGCUGGAGAUUGAAGAUUGAGCAGAAACUGAUUCAGGGUCAAGCUUGUCUCUGUUUGAAGAUAAUAUCUGGAAGAACUCUUUCUCCAGCCUCGUCAUGGCGAUCUGCAUCAGGGUCUGCGCAAGUGCAAGCUUGGGUGAUUGCGAGUCUUGGGAGACAAGAUAGUGCAUCGCUUUGCGCAAGUCACGGACGCAUAUGAUGAACUCUUUGGCCUCUUUUCUGCUAUGGUUGAACAGAGAGACGAUCUUGGUGAAGGAAGGUGUGUUUGGAUCCCAUUUUCUUAUGACUGCUUCUGCUCUCUCCACGGCUUCCUCCAUGGAAUACUGAGUAAAGUUCUGGCUAAGACGAGAAGCUGGGAAAGAAGUGAAUGAAGGAGAAGAAGGAAGAGACUUGGGAGAUGAUGAAGAGAAGAAAGCAAACUUCGACUUUUUCGCCAUUGAAGAAGUAAGCUCUCUAUCUUCUUCUUCUUGAAUCUUUUUGAUGGUGUUAACUUGGCUUCUACUCUUUUGAUUCUAUGAAGAUAAGAUGGGUUUUUUAACUAGUUAUAUAGAGAGAUAUUUGGUCUUUGAGUUGACGAUGUGCUUACCUGUGAAUAUAGAACCAAAC